Molecule: messenger RNA, 568 nt
Organism: Physella acuta
Lineage: Eukaryota; Metazoa; Mollusca; Gastropoda; Physidae
Product: MAGUK p55 subfamily member 7
Molecular function (GO): protein binding
Source: RefSeq, a predicted model, not a curated record
AUACUACGCGUGAAAUGCGACCCCAUGAAGAAGAUGGAAAAGAAUAUUUUUUUCUUACAAGAGAGGAAAUGGAAAAUCAAAUAGUAGCUCAAAAGUUUGUUGAAUAUGGCGAGUACAAGGGUAAUUUAUAUGGUACAAGUCUUGAUUCUAUAAAAUCUGUGAUACAACGAGGCAAAGUAUGUCUGCUUGCACCUCACACUCAGGCACUAAAAUUUAUCAGAACCUCAGAGCUUAGACCUUUUAUAAUCUUCAUUAAAGCUCCAUGCUUGGAAAGAAUGAAGUAUACUCGAUUGGAGAAACAUGCACGAGCAACAACAUCGGAAAAAACAUUACCUUUUUCGUUUGAUGAGCUAAAAGAUAUAGUUGAAAUGUCUCAAAAAAUUGAAGAACGCUACUGCCACUUUUUUGAUUAUACCAUUGUAAACGAUGAUCUGCAUGCAGCAACAACUGAACUAUUAACUAUUGCUUCUCAAAUUGAAAAUGAUGAGAUGUGGGUACCAGUAGGAUGGGCAUAUUGAUUUUAUUUGUUUUUAUAUAAAAUUAGAAUAAUAAAGUUAAAGUGUGAAUA